GGAGGGUCGAGGGUCCCUGUCCCCUCCUGCUCCUUGGGAAACGAGGGGACCAGCGGCGGGGCUGAGAUUUGGCGGUGUGGUGGCUGAGUGCGACACCCCGCGAGCGCAGGCAGCGGAGGCGCCGCGGUUGCUCCGGGCGCCGCGAUAGGCAGGUGUGUGUGUGUCCAACGGGCGACGCGCGCUGCCAGCUCGUAGGCUGGCGACAGAUUGUGCUGGAAUGCAAGGAAUGCACCAGGGACAGAGUCCGCACGGGCCGCGGCCGCACUAGCGCCUUCCCGGCCCUGCUUUCCCCGCGCAGCCAGAGGUCACGGAGCAUCUUCAGAGCUGGAGGAAUGCCCGCCCCUGAACAGGCCUCACUGGUGGAGGAGGGGCAACCACAGACUCACCAGGAAGCUGUCUCCACUGGCCCAGGCAUGGAACCCGAGACCACAGCCACCACUAUUCUAGCUUCCGUGAAGGAGCAGGUGUUUACAUCCCUGAGUACAUUGGGAUGACUGGCAUGUAGAGCUGCUCCAGCUGCCAGUCAGAAUCGGAACAUGCAGGAUACUUGUGCGUCUGCAAGAGCUUCAGUUUCAACGACUCACCCGAGAACUGGAAGUGGAAAGGCAGAUUGUUGCCAGUCAGCUAGAAAGAUGUAGGCUUGGAGCAGAGUCGCCAAGCAUCGCCAGCACCAGCUCAACUGAAAAGUCAUUUCCUUGGAGAUCAACAGAUGUGCCAAAUACUGGUGUAAGCAAACCUAGAGUUUCUGACACUGUCCAUCCCAACAACUAUCUCAUCAGGACAGAGCAGGAACAAGGGACACUCUACUCACCAGAACAGACGUCUCUCCAUGAAAGUGAGGGAUCAUUGGGAAACUCAAGAAGUUCAACCCAAAUGAAUUCUUAUUCUGACAGUGGGUACCAGGAAGCAGGGAGUUUCCACAACAACCAAACAGUGAGCAAGGCAGACAGUAGACAGCAUCCAUUCACGGGACCAACGAGUAACCACGUGGUGAGGAAUUCGAGAGCUGAAGGACAAACACUGGUUCAGCCAUCAGUAGCCAAUCGGGCCAUGCGAAGAGUUAGUUCAGUUCCAUCUAGAGCACAGUCUCCUUCUUAUGUCACCAGCACAGGCGUGUCUCCUUCAAGGGGGUCACUGAGAACUUCUCUGGGUAGUGGAUUUGGCUCUCCGUCAGUGACCGACUCCCGACCUCUGAACCCCAGUGCUUACUCCUCCACCACGCUCCCUGCUCAGCGGGCCGCCUCUCCAUACUCACAGAGACCCGCCUCCCCAACAGCUGUGCGCCGGGUUGGCUCUGUCACCUCCCGACAGACCUCCAAUCCUAACGGACCAGCCCCUCAAUACCAGACCACCACCAGGGUGGGGUCCCCACUGACCCUGACAGAUGCCCAGACUCGAGUAGCUUCCCCAUCCCAAGGCCAAGUGGGGUCAUCGUCCCCCAAACGCUCGGGCAUGACUGCCGUACCACAGCAUCUGGGACCUUCAUUGCAAAGGACUGUUCAUGACAUGGACCAAUUCGGACAGCAGCAGUAUGACAUUUAUGAGAGGAUGGUUCCACCUCGGCCAGACAGCUUGACAGGCUUACGGAGUUCCUAUGCCAGCCAGCACAGUCAGCUUGGGCAAGAACUUCGUUCGGCUGUGUCUCCUGACUUGCAUAUCACUCCUAUCUAUGAAGGGAGGACCUACUACAGUCCAGUGUACCGCAGCCCAAACCAUGGAACUGUGGAACUCCAAGGAUCGCAGACAGCAUUGUACCGCACAGGCUCAGGUGUUGGAAAUCUACAAAGGACAUCCAGCCAACGAAGCACCCUUACAUACCAAAGAAAUAACUAUGCUCUAAACACAGCAGCUACCUACGCAGAGCCCUACAGGCCAGUACAGUACCGAGUCCAAGAGUGCAGUUACAACAGGCCGCAGCACACAGGGCCAGCUGAUGACGGCGCCACAAGAUCCCCAUCAAUAGACAGCAUUCAGAAGGACCCCAGGGAGUUUGCCUGGCGCGACCCUGAGCUGCCAGAAGUCAUUCACAUGCUGCAACACCAGUUCCCGUCCGUCCAGGCAAACGCCGCAGCCUACCUGCAGCACCUGUGCUUCGGGGAUAACAAAGUGAAGAUGGAGGUGUACAAGCUAGGGGGAAUCAAGCAUCUGGUUGACCUUUUGGACCACAGAGUCUUGGAAGUUCAGAAGAAUGCUUGUGGAGCCCUCCGAAACCUUGUGUUUGGCAAGUCUACAGACGAAAAUAAAAUAGCAAUGAAGAAUGUCGGUGGGAUCCCUGCCUUGCUGCGACUGCUGAGAAAAUCUAUUGAUGCAGAAGUAAGGGAGCUUGUUACAGGAGUUCUUUGGAAUUUAUCCUCAUGCGAUGCUGUAAAGAUGACAAUCAUUCGAGAUGCUCUCUCAACCUUAACGAACACUGUGAUCGUUCCACAUUCUGGGUGGAAUAACUCUUCCUUUGAUGAUGAUCAUAAAGUUAAAUUUCAGACCUCACUGGUUCUGAGGAACACGACAGGCUGCCUGAGGAACCUCAGCUCUGCAGGGGAGGAAGCGCGAAAGCAGAUGCGGUCCUGUGAGGGGCUGGUGGACUCAUUGUUGUAUGUGAUCCACACGUGCGUGAACACUUCUGACUACGACAGCAAGACAGUGGAGAACUGUGUGUGUACCCUGAGGAACCUGUCAUAUCGGCUGGAGCUGGAAGUCCCGCAGGCCCGGCUGCUCGGACUCAAUGAACUGGAUGACUUCCUAGGAAAAGAGUCGCCCAGCAAGGACUCAGAACCAAGCUGCUGGGGCAAGAAGAAGAAAAAGAAAAAGAGAACUCCACAAGAGGAUCAAUGGGAUGGAGUCGGGCCUAUCCCUGGACUGUCCAAGUCCCCCAAAGGAGUGGAGAUGCUGUGGCACCCGUCAGUGGUAAAACCCUAUCUGACUCUGUUAGCAGAAAGUUCCAACCCAGCCACCUUGGAAGGCUCUGCCGGAUCUCUCCAGAACCUCUCUGCUGGCAACUGGAAGUUUGCAGCAUACAUCCGGGCAGCUGUCCGCAAAGAAAAGGGACUCCCCAUCCUUGUUGAGCUGCUGAGGAUGGAUAACGACAGAGUUGUCUCUUCUGUGGCCACCGCCUUGAGGAAUAUGGCGUUGGAUGUUCGAAACAAGGAGCUCAUAGGUAAAUACGCCAUGCGAGACCUGGUCAACCGGCUUCCCGGCGGCAACGGCCCCAGCAUACUGUCCGAUGAGACCGUGGCAGCCAUCUGCUGUGCUCUUCAUGAGGUCACCAGCAAAAACAUGGAGAACGCCAAAGCGCUGGCCGACUCAGGAGGGAUAGAGAAGCUUGUGAACAUAACCAAAGGCAGAGGAGACAGAUCCUCUCUGAAAGUGGUGAAGGCGGCAGCCCAGGUCUUAAAUACCUUAUGGCAGUAUCGGGACCUCCGGAGCAUUUACAAAAAGGAUGGGUGGAAUCAGAACCAUUUUAUUACACCUGUGUCCACGCUAGAGCGAGACCGAUUCAAAUCACACCCUUCUCUGUCCACCACCAACCAACAGAUGUCACCCAUCAUUCAGUCAGUUGGCAGCACCUCUUCCUCACCAGCACUGUUAGGAAUCAGAGACCCUCGCUCUGAAUACGAUAGGACCCAGCCACCUAUGCAGUAUUACAAUAGCCAAGGGGACGCCACACAUAAAGGCCUGUACCCUGGCUCCAGCAAACCUUCACCAAUUUACAUCAGUUCCUAUUCCUCACCAGCAAGAGAGCAAAAUAGACGACUACAGCACCAACAGCUGUACUAUCAAGAUGACUCCUCCAGGAAGACCUUGGAUGCUUACAGAUUGUACUUGCAGUCUCCUCGUAGCUAUGAAGACCCUUACUUUGAUGACCGAGUUCACUUUCCAGCUUCUACUGAUUACUCAACACAGUAUGGACUGAAAUCAACCACAAAUUACGUAGACUUCUAUUCCACUAAAGGACCUUCUUACAGAGCCGGACAGUACCCAGGGUCCCCGGACUCCUGGGUGUAGUAGCAUCAAGACGCCCGCCUGCCUGGGAACUCUGUCUUUCUAACUUUGCUUGGAUUGAGGUGGAAAGUCCGUCUUGCUGAUUUGAUGAAAUGUGAAAGUGAAAUGGAAGGAAUGAGUGAAGAGUAUUUUUUUUUUCUUUUUGAGGAAUUUUCAGGGAAGUGAGGAAACCCUUGGGAGAGGACUUUCUGAGCUCUGUGUAGGUGUUAGGUCUAAUUACAUGUAGAUUCUAGUGGUGAAGGUGUGGGUGAUGUGUCGAGAGGUUUGAGAAAUGGGUGAAAUGAGAUGGGGUAUGUGUAGGUCAAAUCAAAUUACAGAUGAUUUUUUUAAUGUGAAUAAAGUUAUGUUCAGAUAGUUUGUACAGAAAAAAAUAAUAAAAUGGAUGCCCUUCAUGUUUUAUUGCUAUUACUAAAUGUCAAGAUUGUAUGCUAUUAUGUCUUGUAAAAAUUUCUUCUGUUGGUGUAAAUACGGAAAUGCCACAUUGGUUAAGUGCCAUCAUUUGUAAUGCAGUGUGACGUUUGAAAAGAGAUUUGAAGAACUGACAGCCUGAAACACAAGUGGGAAUCCCAAGGAACUAUUCCAGUUGACAGCAAACUCUGGCAUCCUGUUCUCAGUGCAUAGUGAACCGGAAGCACAGGGCUCAGUGUGACAGCCACGCCAUGCUCAUCCCGCCUCUUUCACAGGACACUUCACUGCCAUUUUCUAUGCACAUGGAAGAAUAAUAAAUGUGGAAAUUUCAUCCUGGAAAA
This is a messenger RNA of Onychomys torridus (southern grasshopper mouse), 4745 nucleotides long. It is a transcript of the gene Pkp4, whose product is annotated as plakophilin 4. Gene Ontology annotation, biological process: cell-cell adhesion; cell-cell junction assembly. NCBI's taxonomy places the organism in Eukaryota, Metazoa, Chordata, Mammalia, Rodentia, Cricetidae. Gene Ontology annotation, cellular component: plasma membrane; adherens junction; nucleus. The record is from RefSeq and is a predicted model, not a curated record. Bases 874 to 3999 code for a protein of 1041 amino acids. The transcript has 23 exons. Gene Ontology annotation, molecular function: cadherin binding.